CGGUUCGCCAUUGGUUAAGCUCGCGUCUGGGGCGUUUCACCGGGACUGCCCGGUUGUGUCCGGGUAAGAUGGCGUUGGAAGAGCAGUGCUCGGCACCAUCUCGAUGGCGGUCCAUAUCUCUGACACACGUCGAGUUCCCGGAAGGCGAUCUGACGGGACACUUGCUGGCCUACUUCAGUCUCCUACCCAUUGCGAUCCUCGUGGGUUUUGUGACACUCAUAGUGUUUAAACGGGAGCUGCACACGAUUUCCUUCUUUGGUGGCCUAAUCCUGAAUGAAGGGGUGAACUGGGUGCUGAAGCAUAUUCUCAGAGAGCCGCGCCCAUGUGCAGGAACUCACAAUACCCUGCACACAGAAUAUGGGAUGCCCUCCAGUCACUCCCAGCUUAUGUGGUUCUUUGUUGUUUACUUUUUUCUUUUCCUUUAUUUAAGAAUGCAUCAAACGAACAAUGCUCGAUGUGUGGACCUGCUGUGGAGACACAUACUGUCCAUCAUCCUGUUGGGCACGGCCUUAUUCGUCUCAUACAGCAGGGUCUACCUGUUGUAUCACACCUGGAGCCAGGUUUUCUAUGGCGCAGUGGCCGGCACUACGAUUGGCGUAGUCUGGUUCUUUUUCACACAAGAGAUGCUGACACCAUUAUUCCCCAAAAUAGCAGCGUGGCCAAUAUCAGAGUACUUCCUGGUGCGAGACACAAGUCUGAUUCCCAACAUCUUGUGGUUUGAGUAUACAGUGACCCGAUCAGAAGCAAGGAACAGACAACGAAAGCUUGGAACAAAACUUCAGUGAUCUGCACAGCUCUUCUGUGAAACAGAGUUUAGGAACACACGUACACACACACACACACACACUUGUACACACAAAACAAAUG
This is a messenger RNA of Cyclopterus lumpus (lumpfish), 867 nucleotides long. RefSeq names its product dolichyldiphosphatase 1 (gene dolpp1). The transcript has 8 exons. Lineage: Eukaryota; Metazoa; Chordata; Actinopteri; Perciformes; Cyclopteridae. Gene Ontology annotation, molecular function: dolichyldiphosphatase activity. Gene Ontology annotation, cellular component: endoplasmic reticulum membrane; intracellular membrane-bounded organelle. Bases 69 to 785 code for a protein of 238 amino acids. Gene Ontology annotation, biological process: protein N-linked glycosylation; lipid biosynthetic process. The record is from RefSeq and is a predicted model, not a curated record.